Messenger RNA from Microplitis mediator, 762 nucleotides. Its product is annotated as ankyrin-1-like. Gene Ontology annotation, molecular function: transcription cis-regulatory region binding; protein binding. Gene Ontology annotation, cellular component: nucleus. The coding region runs from base 1 to 762 and encodes 253 amino acids. The record is from RefSeq and is a predicted model, not a curated record. Lineage: Eukaryota; Metazoa; Arthropoda; Insecta; Hymenoptera; Braconidae. Gene Ontology annotation, biological process: positive regulation of transcription by RNA polymerase II. The transcript has a single exon.
AUGAGCCGUUUACGAUAUAAGUACAAUUAUGUUCUUCGUUUGAUAGAACGCGGGGCUGUCGAGAAUAUCAGUACCGAUCUUCACUCUACAAGUAAACUACCUUUGCUUCAUUUAGCGGCUUGGAAUGGCGAUGAAAAAUUGGUCACUUAUCUGCUACAAAACGGAGCUGACAUCAAUGUAAAUCACUUGAAAAAAGGUACUCCUCUACAUAUAGCUGUUGCGAUGGAAAAUCUUGAAAUAAUAAAGAUUUUAGUGCAGUUCAAAGCAGACAUUCAUAGGCAAUUACUUCGCAGCCCUUGGCAUACACCCUUGCACAGAUCGGUUUUUCAAGAUAACACAAAAAUUGUUGAAUAUUUACUUAAUAACGGUGGUAAUGUUAAUAUUAAGUUGGAUGAUACGACUCCGUAUUAUUGCGAGAAAACACUAUUACAUGUUGCAGUCCGCCAUUCCCAUGAAGAAAUGGUGAAAUUACUUUUGGAAUAUAAUGCUAAUGUUGAUGUUUAUGUUUCUGGUAAUACAAAACAUCUAGGGAUUGCUACUUAUAUGGGGAACGUGGCAAUUAUGAAGCUUCUCAUUGCAUAUGGAUCAGAUGUUAAUGGUGGUAAAGGUCCUGAUGGUGAUCUUGAAUAUCCUCCUCUACUUGCCGCCGCAAGCCGCAAAAACUUGGAAGUACUGGAAUUAUUAUUAGAUAAUGACAUGGUUCAAAUAAAUAGAGUGUCAAAGACUAAAUAUUCAGCCCUCCCUGUGGAAAAGAUCUUAUAA